Ambispora gerdemannii is the source of this 1749-nucleotide messenger RNA. NCBI's taxonomy places the organism in Eukaryota, Fungi, Glomeromycota, Glomeromycetes, Archaeosporales, Ambisporaceae. The record is from the annotation of a GenBank genome assembly.
AUGGCAGAUUUAGAUAAUCCCCCGACAGAAACCAUAGAGUAUGAUGACGAUGACGAAUUUCUGUACGGAUCUACUCUUGCCUCAGCAAACGAACAGAUAGCCAACGAAAAAAAUAGCUACAGUUUUCCCAAAAGUGAACAGAAAAGCGCGAGAGAUAAAGAUGGCAAUGACUUGUAUGAUCCGUCCCAUCCAACAUCGGACGAUAAAGUCGAAGACGAUGAUCUCUAUGACAUAUAUGGAGAAGCAACAGUCGAACAAUCAAACUCUGCUUUACAAUUAUCCAAAUAUGAUGAGGACCCUUCCUUAUUGCUCGAUCCGUUGGAUGAUAAUUCAAUUAUAGAUCAAGAUAUGGGAGAUGAUGAUAUUGAAAAGGAAGCCGAACUAAUUUUGGAACAAUCUCAUCAAAAACUGCCACCACAGCAGCGACAAGACUCGUAUACCAGCGAGACAGUGAAUGGUGAAGAAGGAGAUCAUUCAUUAGUAGGAAAUUUGAAUAAAGAUAUGGCAGAAAUGAAUAUUAAUAUUUUUCCUUCUACUCAACAAGAACAAGAGGGACGACAUCAAGAACACGAAAGAUUGAUAACUGAAGAUAAAAUCAUAAUGGAAGCCCAACCAGGAAAGAGUCAUGAUAAUAAUGGAGGUAGACGCGUUGUUGGACUACAAUCAUCAACUACAAGCCGCAAUCCUGCAGUAGAUAUCAAUGCAGUUGGUCAGAUUGAAGGUGUUAAUUUAUAUGACGUGGAUUUAGAUUCUUUCGAGGAUAAACCAUGGAGAAAACCAGGUGCCGAUAUAACUGACUAUUUCAAUUUUGGAUUUAAUGAACACACAUGGCGAUCUUAUUGUGCUAAACAAAAACAAAUACGUCGUCGUGGAAGAGAUCAUGAUGAUUCAGUGAUUCAAGUGGUCUCUAGUGAACGUGAGGCUGUUUUAGAGGAACUCGAACCAAUACCACCUCCACAAAUUGUUGACGGACGACAAAAUGACGAUUAUGGAAUGCAAGACACUGGAUAUCCACAAGAUUUUCCGGGUCCACCGAUGGGAGUUCAUAUGUUUGGUGCACCAGAAAUGGGAGGUCCAAUCGGUGGCCCAAUUGGUGCACCGCCAUUUUUCAUGGGUAAUCCUGAAAUGCCUCCAACUGGUCCUAUGGGCUAUGAUCCUUCAUUCCGUGGAGGACAACCAAUGCGACAAAUGAUGCGAUCUGGAGGUAUGCCGGGCAUGCCUUCUAGAAUACCACCAGGUAUGCCAAAUGCAAUGAGCGGUGGAAUACCAGGAGGUAUGCCGGGUAGAAUACCACCAGGAAUGCCAAGUGGAAUGGCAGGUGCUAUGAUGAGUAGAGGCAGAGGAAUACCAAUGGAAGAUAGAUCGUAUUUUUCGAUGGAUGAACCAUCAUCCUGGGAUAUGGAUAAUCGUAAUCAAUCACAAUAUCGACCAAAUUUUCCGGAUGCUCCAUUUGCACAUCGAAUGCGACCAUCUUCAUUACAUCGACCUGGUGGUGGUAGUGGUCGUGAUACAUCAGUUGAUAGUCGAAUUUCUGAUAGAGCUGGUGGUGAAGAUGAACGCGAUCGAAUUGAGAGAAGUGGUGGUAAUGAUCGAUUAUACUCCGUGUAUGAUAAUAGGGAUCGAGAAGAUAGUCGAGGAUAUCCGUCUAGAGCAUUAAGAGAAGAGGAUCGAUGGGAUGUGUCAAGGAAAAGAAGCGGAAGCUCUGUACCUCGUGAUGAUGACGAGUUCAGAACGAAACGAAGGCAUUAA